Durusdinium trenchii is the source of this 1074-nucleotide messenger RNA. Lineage: Eukaryota; Dinophyceae; Suessiales; Symbiodiniaceae. The record is from the annotation of a GenBank genome assembly.
AUGCAACUCUCGCGUUCGGAAGCGUCACUGACGCGGGCGCCCGGAGCUGCGGGAGCUGCGCCGGAGCCGAGGGCUCUCAACGCGGGCGUGCGGGUGGGGCGUGCUGGUGGCCCUGUGCGCAGUGGAGUUGGAGAGGAGAAGCAUGAGGAGGUGCUUUGGAAGAUGCAGCGACAACUGCAGAAGGCGGAGACGAUGCUCUCAACCUGCAUGCAGACAGUGGAAGCCGCUUGGGAGAUGUCGGCGCAGAAGUUGGCAAAGUUUGACGAGAAGCUGUCCGAGUUGGAUGGCCGACUCUUGCUCCUCAAUGACAAGCAGCAAUUGGAUGCGGCCUCGCUGUCCGUGAACGCGCUCCCCGCAACGCCGUCCAUGGAGCCCCUCACUGUGGCGUCGAAAACCGCGCCGGUGCCCAGCGACCUGUUCCACCACAGUUCGCGGCUGAGUUCGCUGGAGAAUCGCGUCGUGGAGCUGCAACAGCGCUUGGACGCCACCCCCAGCUCCCACGUCCAGGAUGAGCGGAAGCAGAUGGAGAGCCUGGACUUCCUCAACCAUCGCAUCGCAUCGCUCUCCGAGCGCCUCAGCGCCGAGGCCAAGGUCCGCGAAGCCCAGUUCCGACGCCUGGAAGCGCUGCUGCUGAAGCCGGCGCCCGCGGCGCCCGUGUCUGCUUCGCCCCUGCGGGCGCACAGUGUGGACCACACGCAGUCGAUGCCUUCCCUGCCGAGCCGGAACCUCUUCUUGGAGGCGAUGGAACCCAAAGUGGAACCCACGGCAGCGGUCUUGCCUACCUUGCCUCACUCUGUUUCUCCGUCUCCGACCCGGCGGCCCUUCACGCCUCACGUGACGCCGCCCGGCGCGCGGCGCGAUCUGGUUCCCGUGGUACACGUGCCACGGGAUGCGCCGCGCACGCCGCGGUGCUCGCCGGCGCCGCCAUACAGGAGACCCUCACCCAUGCGAAUGGACGCAGCGGGGUAUACGUUGCUGCCGCACCACGUGAAGGCACAGCGGGAACCCAUCAAGGAGUACUUGGUGGCCAACCCUGUGCCGGUGCAGCACUUUACGCUCGAGACCAAGCGCUGA